This is a messenger RNA of Ruditapes philippinarum (Manila clam), 4004 nucleotides long. Its product is annotated as serine/threonine-protein kinase 3-like. The record is from RefSeq and is a predicted model, not a curated record. Gene Ontology annotation, cellular component: cytoplasm. Gene Ontology annotation, biological process: regulation of MAPK cascade; protein tetramerization; protein phosphorylation. Gene Ontology annotation, molecular function: ATP binding; protein serine/threonine kinase activity. NCBI's taxonomy places the organism in Eukaryota, Metazoa, Mollusca, Bivalvia, Venerida, Veneridae.
AUGGAGUAUUGUGGGGCCGGUUCUGUCGCAGAUAUUAUGAGAUUACGUAACAAAGUUUUAAACGAGGAAGAGAUAGCUACUAUAUUAUACUACACAUUGAAAGGUCUAGAAUAUCUGCACUCUAAGAGAAAGAUUCACAGGGAUAUCAAGGCUGGAAACAUCCUUCUAAACACAGAGGGGCAUGCUAAACUAGCUGAUUUUGGAGUUGCUGGCCAGCUCACAGACACAAUGGCAAAACGUAAUACUGUGAUAGGAACACCAUACUGGAUGGGCCCCGGAGUGAUACAAGAAAUAGGCUAUGAUUGUGUAGCUGAUAUCUGGAGUCUAGGUAUAACUGCGUUAGAGAUGGCUGAAGGAAAACCUCCUUAUGGUGACAUUCAUCCUAUGAGAGCAAUAUUUAUGAUACCUACAAAACCACCACCAUCAUUUAGAAAUCCUGAUAAGUGGUCACCAGAGUUUAUAGAUUUUGUCUCCAAAUGUCUCGUCAAAAACCCAGAGCAAAGAAUUACUGCUCAAGAAUUGUUGGAGCAUGAGUUUGUACGGAACGCCCAGCCUGUAACAGUAUUACAGAAGAUGAUUCUAGAGGCAAAGGAGAUACAAGAAGAACAGACAUUGAACACCCUGAAUGGAGAUGAAUCUGGUGAGGAUGAUCUGGAGACAGGAGGAACUAUGGUGAGAAAUGAUGAGGGAACUAUGAAAGGAUCUCAGUCAGGGACAUUACAGUCAGAGAGUGGUACAGUUAUAUGUAACAGUGAGGCGUCCACGAUGGUAGAUUCUGACCUUGGUACGAUGGUGAUAAACGAGUCAGAAGAAGAAGAUGACGGUACUAUGAAACGACAUAGUACAGCUACAGGGGGUAAGGAGAAAUAUCGUCCGUCCUAUCUUGAUCAUUUUGAGAAGAAAGAGCAGGAAUCUCAAGUACAGCGUGCACAACCUCCGGCCCCAGCCCCGCAACCAGUGCCACAAAAACAAGUUACCCCACCCCAUCACUUCCAGAGGUCACUUAUAGAUGGAGACUUUGAAUUUUUACGCAACUUGGCAUAUGAAGACCUAGAGAGACGGCUCGCCGACCUUGACCCAGAAAUGGAGCGUGAGAUAGAUGAGCUGAGAGCGAGAUUUCAAGCUAAACGACAACCUAUCCUGGAGGCAAUAGACGCUAAAAAGAAACGACAACAAAACUUUUAGCAGGAUUAGAAUUGUCUCGUCAUGUGUAAAUGUUACAAUAAUGUUUUAAAGUGGCACGCUUCCGAAUUAAUGAACAAUUUUUGUAAAAAAUCACAAAGUUAGAAAAAAUAAAUAAAUUGAAAAAAUUGAAAAACAUUACAAUCAAAUUUGCCAUCUGCAUGUUUUCAGUGUCUAUUCUAGGAGGGGGGAUUUCGGAGAUUCACUCAUAUUUUUGAGAAUUUCCCCCUUUUUUUUUCAGAGGCAGGGGGAAAUUUUACAUAGUGAAAGAAGAAAAAAAAGGUCAACAAAUCUAAUUAAUUCUCACUUUUCGAUAAAAAUCCUCCCUUUUUUUCGAAUCCUAGAAUAGACACUGUUCUUUAAUGCAAAAUGUGUUUAAAUUAUUUAUAUUUUCAUUGCUAUGUAUUUUUACCCUUUUACUAAUAAAGUUAGGGUGAUUUCUGUAUAUUUUGGCAAGUUACAAGUAAUUUCUGUGUAUAGUUAUUGUUUAUGGCUAGACUAAAUCACUUUUAAUAUAUAUAAAUACACUUGACUAAAUUUGUACUAAACAGAAGAAUGCUUUUAUUUCAAAAUUGUCAUGAAAAAAUUGGUACAAAAAUGGAGGCAGGCUGCUUUAAUUUUUCAUGUGUUCAUAUCGUUUAUAAGGAAACUAUUCAUCUGUAAUAUUUGAGUCAUUUCAUAAUGAUAGAACAAUAGUGAGGAAAGUUCUGUGUGCAAACAUAACCAACCUUUUUUUAGCUCACCUGAGCUUGCUCAGGGUGAGCUUUUAGGAUCGGUGAAUGUCCGUCGUCCGUCCGGCCGUCCACAAUUGCUUGUGAACACUCUAGCGGUCGCAUUUUUGCCUCAAUCAUCAUCAAACUUGGUCAGGAUGCUUAUCUAGUUGAAAGCUCGGAUGAGUUCGUACAUGGGUCAUCUCGGAUGAAAAACUAGGUCACAAGAGCUAAAAAUAGAAAAACCUUGUGAACACUCUAGAGGUCACAUUUUUGACCCAAUCAUCAUCAAACUUGGUCAGGAUGUUUGUCUAGGUGAUAGCUCGGAUGAGUUCGAACAUGGGUCAUCUCGGAUGAAAAAGUAGGUCACAGGAGCUAUAAAUAGAAAAACCUUGUGAACACUCUAGUGGUCACAUUUUUGAACCAAUCAUCAUCAAACUUGGUCAGAAUGCUUGUCUAGUCAAUUGCUUGGAUGAGUUCGAACAUGGGUCAUCUCUGAUGAAAAACUAGGUCACAGGAGCUAAAAAUAGAAAAACCUUGUGAACACUCUAGUGGUCACAUUUUUGACCCAAUCAUCAUCAAACUUUGUCAGGAUGCUUGUUUAAAUAAUAGCUCAGAUGAGUUCGAAUAUGGGUCAUCUCGGAUGAAAAACUAGGUCACCGGAGCUAUAAAUAGAAAAACCUUGUUAACACUCUAGCGGUCACAUUUUUGCAUCAGUCAUCAUCAAACUUGGUCAAAAUGUUUGUCUAUGUGAUAGUUUGGAUGAGUUUGAACAUGGGUUAUUUCGGAUGAAAAAGUAGGUCACCGGAGCUAAAAAUAGAAAAACCUUGUUAACACUCUAGUGGUCACAAUUUUGACUCAAUUGUCAUCAAACUUGGUCAGGAAACUUGAAUAGGUCAUUGCUUGGAAUAAAUCGAACAUGGGACAUCUCGGAUGAAAAACUAGGUCACAUGAGCUAAAAAAUAGAAAAAUCUUGUUAACACUCUAGUGGCUACUGUUGUGAUCCAAAUAUUCUGUUAAUUGGUCUGAAAGUUUUUUUUGAUGAUUUCUAAGUCAAGAUCAAACAUGGGUCAUCUUGGAUGAAAAACUAGGUCACACCGCCCAAAUAUGGAAAAACCUUGUUAACAUUCUAGUGGUCACAUUUUCGACUCGAUUAUCAUCAAACUUGGUCAGGAUGCUUGUCUAGGUAAUUGCUUGGAUUAGUUCGAAAUCGCAUGUGAAACUAGGUCACCGGAGCUAAAAAUAAAAAAAUCUUGUUAACACUCUAGUUGCUACUGUUUUGAUCCAAGUAUCCUGGAAAUUGGUCUGAAAGUUUGUUUUGAUGAUUUCUAGGUCAAGUUUGAAUAUGUGUCACCUGGGUAAAAAACUAGGUCGCACUGCUCAAAUAUGGAUAAUCCUUGUUAACACUGUAGUGGUCACAUUUUUGACUCACCUGUCAUGAGACUUGGUCAGAAUGCUUGUCUAGGUAAUUGUUUGGAUGAGUUUGAUAAUUCAGGUGAGCGAUCUAGGGCCAUCAUGGCCCUCUUGUUUGUAUAUAUGCUCUUAUUUAACCCUUGACCUGAUGAAAAAAAAGUUAUAUGAAUUUGCCUAGAUUAGAGUUUAAGACAGUCCAUUAAAAGUUGAAGGGCAAUAAAUAUCAAAAUACACAAAAUUGGGCUACAAAUAGUAUAGAGUCUGGUCAGAGUGCAUGGAAGUACAUGUUUGCCUGGCUCUUUACUGGUGGCAAAAGUUUCUCACUUUCAGAUCUCACAGGGGAAGUGUUAAGAUGAUAGGAUAUUGGGGGGUCAUGUUUAUCUGUUUAAAUGGGUAUGGUUGGUUUUUUUUAGCUAAAAACCGGUUAGAAAAUUCAAUAACCGGUAAUUGAGGUUAGUAUUUGACUAAUGAGCGGAAAAGUUUUGAAUUGAUUCUAAAUAUUACCUUAGUUUUUUAUGACAAGAUAUGACAAUUGUUUUUAUUUUAGUUGUACUCAACAAUGUAUUUUUUUGGAUCUGAUCGAAUACGGUACAAUUCUAGCAGAAAAAUAGUUACUCCAUAUUCAGAUAUGUAUUGUAAUCAUUUUGAGUACAACAAAAUAUGAACAAAAUGGAAUAUCUUGUCAUAAAGAAACAUAGU